AUGUCUCAAUCUCUGUAUUCGUCGCUUUCGCUGGAGUCUAACAAAAUUCGGUUGCUUCGCAUAUUGCCGAAUGAGAACGAGGAGGCCGAGAUCAACUGCACUCUCUUUGUGUACCCACUACAUGAUUCCGGCAGAGGUACUCAUCGAUAUGAAGCUUUAUCUUAUGUAUGGGGAGACGCAGAUAACUCUCGUUCUAUUUGCGUAAACGGGCAUCGUUUGAAGGUCAGGGCAAACCUUCAUAUUGCCCUCUCGCGCCUUCGAGAUACUAUUUUAGACCGCAUUAUAUGGAUAGAUGCUAUUUGUAUCAAUCAAGAGGACUUAAAUGAGCGAGGCCAUCAGGUUCAGCUUAUGGCGAAGAUAUACAGUAAAGCAAGUCAAGUAGUCAUUUGGCUGGGAGAGGCGGCAGACAAUAGUGAUCGAGCUCUUGAAGAAAUAGUUGUUGCCGCAAGCCAAUCUGAAAUCUCUUCAAAUAAGGUAGCGCGGAAGGCAAUUCUUGCACUACUUCAACGUCCAUGGUUUCGGCGCAUUUGGGUGCUACAAGAAGUUGCCGCAGCUCGACACAUACUGAUAAUGUGUGGUCUUGUUGAGAUCGACGGAAAUGCGUUCUGUGCAGGGUUAAAUACAUCUAAAGCCUAUCUCAAAGCAUAUCCAAGAUUGCAAAGAUUGAUUCGUUCCGUAAUUUAUCUCAUUAAGGAGGCAACCCUUCGGCCAAAGUAUGCAACAAGCAGCUCGGACAAUUUCUCCCUCGAUAUUCGCCCGUUGAGCGAGUUGAUAGAUACGUAUCAUACCCGGGAAUCUACCGAUGACCUCGAUAAAGUAUAUGCUUUACUCGCCAUGUGCUCCGAUAAUCCUACCUCAGCAGGCUUACUCCCCGACUACACCAUUCUAUGGGAACAACUCAUUCAGCAGCUUGUACAUUUCAUUCUCUGUAAAGAGAUAGAAGUGAAGGUUCUGCAAGACAGAAACAAGGCAAUAUUCAGAAGCAAAGGUUGUGUUAUUGCCUCGGUGAUUUCAGUGGAGUUUGAUGUUGUUUGGAAUGACACGCAAACUGUGCAUAUCAAAUUCACUGAUACUUUUGAAUAUUUGAGCUGGGACAAGCAGAUGGAAACGCGGGCUACUUUUAAUAUCCCAACGACGGAAAAAAACAUACAGAGGGGCGACAUUCUCUGUAUUUUACAAGGAGUCUCAAAGCCAACGAUCAUUAGACUUUGUGAUGACCAUUUCUCUGUCAUUAUGAUUGCAGCAACUCCUAGUGGUUUCGAAUCAGGAUCGAAAUCAGAGUGGGACGAUGUUUUGCGUUCAAUAACAACUUACCCACGCGACUUACUACUAGCAUGGGACUUGGGGGGGUCUUGGAAGAAGUUAGGAAGUCUGGAAUCUGAGAACUUGAGAGUGCCUGUCAAUUCAAACUCCAUGCUCGAGGAAAACUUAAAAACAGACGAGAUUCGAGGGGCGGAGAAAGAUAUGGAACCACGCGAAGAGAUACGUGACAGUCUGGAGGUAAAGAUUCAUACAAAGGCGGAGGGCUGUUCAGAACCAGAGUGGAGCUCAGAGGCUAAAGAAAAUUCUGACAGUGAAGAGUAUAUGACAGCAGAAGAGUAUCCGACAGUAGAAGAGCAUCCGACAGUAGAAGAGUAUCCGACAGUAGAAGAGUGUUUAUCUAUGAGUGAGAAUCUAGAAGUAGGAGAGCAUCUAAACUUGGAUGGGUAUUCAGAAACUGGGUCGAGAACAUGGGAUAACCUAAUCAGAAUGCGUAACGUAGCUCUGAUAUUGAAAGACUUGGGACUGUAUGCUGAUGCAGAAGAGUUAUUUCUGCAACUGAUACGGACAAGGAAACAACUACAAGGGGUCGAACACCCACAAACACUAAGCAGCAUAGCUGAUCUGCAGUUAUAUUAUCGAGAGCGAGAACUCUUAGAGGGAACAGAAGAGAUAGAAGCAAUGAAGCAUCUCCUUGACACAGCAGAAAGCGCUGUUCGAGUCUUAAAAGAAGAGGUGGUCAAGAUUGCAUCAUUACCAUCUUGUAAAGCAAUGGUGCUCUUAUUCGAGCGAAGAGGUGGCCAAGUCCCAAUCACAGAAAAGGUAGUCAAGGCAGCAGCUGCUAAUAAAGACUGCGGAAUUGAUAUGAUGAAGCUAUUAUUCAAAGAAAGAAACGACCUAUCAAUAACAGAGGAGGUUAUUCGAAUUGCAGCAGGAAAUGUGGAUGAAGGAUUUCAUAUAGUGAGAUUUCUAUUUCAGAAAAGAGGGGAUCAAGUUCCAAUUACAGAAGAUAUAGUCGAAAAAGCGGCACGAAAGGUUCGGCAAGAAGAGGUAUUAAAAGCUGCAAUCAGGAACGAGGAGGAAGGACCUGAUAUAAUGCAGUAUUUCUUUGAAAGAAGAGGGAGCCAAAUUUUGAUUACUGAGGAAAUCUUGAAAAUCUUAGUCGGGACUAAGUGGAGAGGAUGUGAUGCAAAACAGCUUUUCUUUGAAAGGCUGGGGGAUCAAAUUCCAAUUACAGAAGAACUAUUAAAAGUAAUAGCAGGGAGUCAACUGUUCGCCGCAAGAUCUUUGAUGUCAAAUCUCUUUGAAAGGCUGGAGGAUCAUUUUCCAAUCACAGAGGAGACGUUACAAGAGAUAUUAGAAUUGGCAGCAAAGAAGUGGGAGCCAGAUUUUGUGAAGCGUUUUUCCACAUGA
Molecule: messenger RNA, 2673 nt
Organism: Botrytis deweyae
Lineage: Eukaryota; Fungi; Ascomycota; Leotiomycetes; Helotiales; Sclerotiniaceae
Exons: 3
Coding region: 1-2673 (890 amino acids)
Molecular function (GO): protein binding
Source: RefSeq, a predicted model, not a curated record